Selaginella moellendorffii is the source of this 1363-nucleotide messenger RNA. RefSeq lists its product as uncharacterized. The record is from RefSeq and is a predicted model, not a curated record. Lineage: Eukaryota; Viridiplantae; Streptophyta; Lycopodiopsida; Selaginellales; Selaginellaceae. The transcript has 2 exons. The coding region runs from base 85 to 1257 and encodes 390 amino acids. Gene Ontology annotation, cellular component: plasma membrane.
CUUGGCGAUCUCCUCCUCUCUAUUCUGAGGAAAAUUUCCUCUCUCGAUCAAUCAAUCGAGCAGUGUUUGUGUCGAGUAGCGGCAAUGGGUGGACAAUCCUCAGACAGAAGCGAUCAUCGCGGCAAUGAUAUCGAGCUCCUCACUCUCAAGAACGCGCAGCUCUUCCUGGUGGAUCAGGAGGAGAGCGUCGCGAUGCAGCGCGGCGAUUUCAAGCUGGUCCUCACCAAGCAGCUGCAUUCGCCGCUGGCGGCGGUGGUGGCGACCGUCAAGGAUGUGGAGUGGCCCGUUGGAAAGGACUGCCCGGUUCUCAAGCUCGGCCGGGGAUGCUAUAGCUUUUGCCUGCCCGGAUUCUCUUACGGCCUCCUCCUCGAUCGCGCCACGCCCGACGCAUCGGCUUCGUCUUCGUCCUCGUCUUCUUCGGACGAUUUCUCCGGUGCCAUCGACCAGCUGGAGCUUUUCCUCGAGAAGUACUGCACGUACGAGGAUCGCUCCAAGGAAGUGGGAGCCAGGUUCCACUGGGAUCAACGCGACGAGGGCGCUGCAGUGGAUUUCUGGAACCACGCCGCAGGUAAAGUCGAGAUGAUUUGCUCCGGGCUCCCAACCGCCUGGGCGGAAAGAAACUCUAGAUCGGUUCCAUUGCGUCACGGAACUGGAGCUGGCGCUGGCACUAUCGCUGGCGAGCAGCAAAAGAUCCAGCAAGCCUUCACAAGUUCCGGGUCUCACAAGCCUUUGUCUCUCAGCCCCCGGAUGAUGAAGAGAGUCCAGCAGGCGCGACGCCUGUCCGCCAUCGCCAAGCUCUUCUCGCGAGCGCUCCUCAAGGGAGCAAUCAACAACCGCAAGCACGUCACCGCCGCCACCGCGACGGGCAAGGGAGCCUCGGACGAGGCGGUUGCCAGCGUCGAUACCUUCGCCAAAGUCGUGGAAGCCAUCGAGUGCACCGCUCCAAAACCCCCGGCAAAGUUGGUCCAGGGAUCCAACAAGCUCGCGGAUAAUCGCGAGCAGCACCAGUUCAUCCAGCAAACUUCCUGGACUCUAAACAACUUCGGCCUCCAGCUUCUCAUCGGCGCCGUGGCCGCGUCCACGGCUAUAAACCUGUCAUCGUCGUCCUCCAGGCCUUCUUCCUCAUCGACGUCGUCGACGUUUUCUCUUCCGGAAAGGCCUCCACUUCCGCUCUCAAGUCCCUUUCUCCAACCGGCUAGCCGACAUGGUUUCCGUCCUGUUCUUCCGCAACAGUCCCACCAAGGCGAUCAUCACUGACGGAACUCCUCUAAUCCUCAAAUAUUUGACUGACUCUUAGAUCGUGGAAUUGUAUAUCAUCAUAGCUCACUUGUCCUCCUUAAAUCCCAGUUCACUGUUCAUCCAA